AUGGGGCGUAACGUGAGCUGGGUCUUCCCGAACGCGAGCGAGCGGCUCAACGCGACGGGCGCGGAGGAGGCGGGCGCGAACAGCAGCGUGCCCGUGGAGCCUGGCGAGGCGCAGCUGUACCGGCACUUCACCACCACCGUGCAGAUCGUCAUCUUCUUCGGCUCGCUGCUCGGAAACUUCAUGGUGUUAUGGUCAACCUGCCGCACAGCUGUGUUCAAAUCUGUUACCAACAGGUUCAUUAAAAACCUGGCCUGCUCGGGGAUUUGUGCCAACCUGGUCUGCGUGCCCUUUGACAUCAUCCUCAGUACCAGCCCUCACUGCUGCUGGUGGAUCUACACUGUGCUCGUCUGCAAAGUCGUCAAAUUUCUGCACAAAGUCUUCUGUUCUGUGACUAUCCUCAGUUUCCCUGCCAUUGCAUUGGACAGAUACUACUCAGUCCUCUACCCCCUGGAGAGAAAAAUCUCUGAUGCCAAGUCCCGUGAACUGGUGAUGUACAUCUGGGCCCACGCAGUGGUGGCCAGCAUCCCAGUGUUUGCUGUGACCAAUGUGGCUGACAUCUACGCCAUGUCCACCUGCAGUGAAGCCUGGAGCUACUCCUUGGGCCACCUGGUGUAUGUGCUCAUUUAUAACAUCACCACUGUCAUUGUGCCUGUGGCCGUGGUGUUCCUCUUCUUGAUACUGAUCCGCCGGGCCCUGAGUGCCAGCCAGAAGAAGAAGGCCAUCAUAGCGGCGCUCCGGACCCCACAGAACACCAUCUCCAUCCCUUAUGCCUCCCAGCGCGAGGCCGAGCUACACGCCACCCUGCUCUCCAUGGUGAUGGUCUUCAUCCUAUGCAGUGUGCCCUAUGCCACCCUCGUCGUCUACCAGACUGUGCUCAACGUUCCCGACACCUCUGUCUUCUUGCUGCUCACUGCAAUUUGGCUUCCCAAAGUCUCCCUGCUGGCGAACCCACUGCUCUUCCUUACUGUGAACAAAUCUGUCCGCAAGUGCUUGGUCGGGACCUUGGUGCAGCUGCACCACCGGUACAGUCGCCGGAACGUGGUGAGUACCGGGAGCGGGGUGGCUGACGCCAGCCUGGAACCCAGCAUGCGCUCCGGCAGCCAGCUCCUGGAGAUGUUCCACAUUGGGCAGCAGCAGAUUUUCCAGCCCACAGAGGAUGAAGAGGAGAGUGAAGCCAAGUACAUUGACUCGGCCGAACUCCGGGCCAAGGAGAUGCUUUCUACCUGCCUGGAGGCAGAGCAGAGGUCGCAUCUGGUACCCUCGGCCCCACCGCUGGGCACAGUGAACUCCACAUCCCAGGUGGUACCAGCAGCCCCUGUGGAGUCCGAGACCGUCCCUGACAAAUAUUCCUUACAUUUUGGCUUUGGGCCUUUUGAGUUGCCUCCUCAGUGGCUCUCAGAGACCCGGAACAGCAAGAAGCGGCUGCUCCCACCCUUGGGUAACACCCCAGAAGAGCUGAUCCAGACAAAGAUGCCGAAAGUUGGCAGGGUAGAGCGGAAGAUGAGCAGAAACAAUAAAGUGAGCAUUUUCCCCAAGGUGGACUCCUAGUGAGGAAGUUGCUUACCUUCCCGUCUCUCUGGUGGUUAGAUGUGUAUGUCUCCUUCCAACCUAGUAGGGGUUGACUCCUGUGUGGGCCACAUGCUUUUGAAUGAAAGGAAAAUAUAUGUGAAAUAAAAUGUCCUCUUUAUUGAGGGAGUAUAUAUGUAUUCGUGUAUUUAUGUCAGUGGUCUAUGUCCUGUG
Molecule: messenger RNA, 1740 nt
Organism: Elephantulus edwardii (Cape elephant shrew)
Lineage: Eukaryota; Metazoa; Chordata; Mammalia; Macroscelidea; Macroscelididae
Gene: GPR176
Product: G protein-coupled receptor 176
Exons: 3
Coding region: 1-1548 (515 amino acids)
Biological process (GO): G protein-coupled receptor signaling pathway
Cellular component (GO): plasma membrane
Molecular function (GO): G protein-coupled receptor activity
Source: RefSeq, a predicted model, not a curated record